AUGGAUCCUCUAUCCAUCACUGCCAGCGUAAUCGCCGUCGCAACACUCGCCGCGAAGCUCUGCGCCACUUUCAGCAGCCUUCGCGAAGUCUGCAACGUUCUGCCCGGACGACUGCAUGCGCUGAACAACGAGAUUGUGGAUUUCGAGGCUGUCUGCCGACAAGUUGGAUCCGCGCUAGACGAACGCGCCGCCGCCGAACUAGACGCGGCUACUGACGCUGCAAUCCGCCGCCUCCUCCAACAAGCAAGACAGACGCUAGUGGAGGUGCACGCCGUUCUCGCUGCUAUUGUCGCCACGUCUCAUCGCAACCGUGUGGCCGGUGUCAGGGCGUGGAAAAAAGAGCACGCCCGCCUGGAGCAACUCCAGAAUGAGAUCAAAACUGUCAAGUCCUCCCUCAACAUCCUGAUUGGCACCUCCCAGUCGUAUGUACCCGGGCGCAGUCCUGCUUCUGUCUUCUGGGCUCGCUAA
Molecule: messenger RNA, 468 nt
Organism: Lindgomyces ingoldianus
Lineage: Eukaryota; Fungi; Ascomycota; Dothideomycetes; Pleosporales; Lindgomycetaceae
Exons: 1
Coding region: 1-468 (155 amino acids)
Source: RefSeq, a predicted model, not a curated record